UUAAAUUAGCGAGGAAAUGUAAUUCCUGUUAUCUUAAAUGGCAUCUUUCUUACGAGACCAAGCAUAUCCAAAUUAGCCAGGAAGCCGUCUAAACCUGCAACUCCAUUGUUUCUUCGGAAGCGCUGUUUUGCUGCUCUUUUCGGGUCCAAAACCUGAACCGCAAUGCAAGCAUGUCGCUGACGCCGUGUUUCUUCUUUGUCCGUCGACAAAGCUCGGCCUACAUGGCCGCCGCUCUUCAGAGCAUUAUCGAUUCCAGCUCUCCGUCCCGAGGACAACCCAUCCAUGCCUACAUCAUUAAAUACGGGCUCCCUCCCAACACUAGCGUCUCCAUCAAGCUUCUCAUUCUUCACUUGAGAUGCGGUUCCUUGAAUAAUGCUCGCAAAGUGUUCGAUGAUAUGACGAAGCCGACGCUCUCGGCCUUCAACUACUUAAUUUCUGGGUAUUUGAGAGCUGGAAUUACUGGGGAGUGCCUGAAACUUGCUAGAAAACUGGCAUUUUCCGGAGAGAAGCUUGACGGUUUCACAUUAUCUAUGGUUCUGAGACUGUCCGCAUCUAUUGUUUCAUUUAAUCUUGCAAAACAGACUCAUGCCCAGAUUAUUAAAUCUGAAUUUGGGUACGAUGACUUCCUCUUUGCAGCUUUGAUUGAUUCCUAUGUGAAGAACGGGAUGAUUAGGUAUGCUAGAAGCACCUUUCUUGCAUUGCCAAAUAGGAGUCUCGUUUGUUCCACUGCAUUGAUCGUAGGCUACAUGAGCCAGAAUUCUUUCAGAGAUGCUGAAGAGUUGUUUCGAUGCCUAGUCAAUAAGGAUGAUGUUGUCUAUAAUGCUAUGAUUGAAGGUUACAGCAAAAUCGUGGAAACAGCUUCGAAAUCGUUUGAAGUUUAUAAGGAAAUGAGAUUUGAAGACUAUAAGCUGACGAUUUCUACUUUUGUAAGUGUGAUUGGAGCUUGCUCACUCUUAUCGGCGGUUGAGGUUGGGCAGCAGUUACAUUGCCAAAUCAUCAAGAGCUGCAUAUACUGUCAUGUCAAAGCUGGGAGUGCGCUCAUAGACAUGUAUAGCAAGUGUGGAGCGGUGGAGGAUGCUAGGAAGAUCUUUGACAACAUGUCGGAGAAGAACGUCUUCUCCUGGACUUCGAUGAUUGAUGGCUAUGGAAAGAAUGGAAUAUCAGAUAAGGCUAUUAAGCUUUUUAACGAGAUGAGGACUUGUUCAUAUGUGAAGCCCAAUCAUGCUACUUUUCUUAGUGCUCUAUCAGCUUGCGGGCAUGCAGGGUUGGUGUCAGAUGGCAAGGAGAUAUUUGAGAGGAUGGAGAAGGAUCAUGGUUUGAAACCCAGAAUGGAGCAUUAUGCUUGCAUGGUAGAUCUAUUGGGGAGAGCUGACCGUCUUCUUGAAGCUCAUGAUUUCAUCAAAAGAAUUCCUGAGAAACCAAAUUCUGAUGUUUGGGGUGCCUUGCUUGGGGCAAGCAGGGUUCAUGGUCAUGUGGCCAUGGCAGAUAUCGCUGCUGUGGAGCUAUUCAAGUUAUGCAGAAGCGAGAGGCCAGGGGCUUAUAUUGCUUUGUCUAAUACGUUUGCUGCAGCUGGGAGAUGGGAUGGCGUUUGUAGAGUAAGGGAGCUGAUGAAGGAGAGAAUGGUCUCUAAAAAUGCCGGAUAUAGUUGGGUUGACUCAGAAGAAGUUUUGCAUAGCUUCCGCUCUAGCCAGUGAAAUGGAAAAUCCAGUUGAUGGGCAAAGCUGGAUUUGGCAAAAUGCCUACUCAGCAAGUAUAGCACAUCCCCUUGUUUGGUACUGAGAUAAUUCAAAACGUGUGGUUACCAAAGGUCAAUAUCUUAUCAUCAACCAGAUCCAUCUAUUUGUGUUCAAUCCAUCUUUUCCCUCAUGAUGAGAAGUGUUCAAGAUCAAAUUGUGACAAUUGUGGAGAAGAAACUAGAAAAUUUUUCUUCCAAUUGGAAUGGAAAUGACAGCUUUUCCUACUGCUGCAGUCCCUUCUCAAUGCAGGGAGGAAAUAGCUCCACUUCACAGCUUUAUUUGGUGAAUGAAGUUUUGAUACUCCAUUUUCUUUUUUCGCCAAACUCGUAUUAGAUCCCAUGGGGGACAGCGGAAACAGCCCAACAUGUGACAGUGAUCGCAGCUAGGAAACAUGGAGGGAAUCUCAUGGGGUCUCAGUUUUGAAAUUGGGUGGAUUAAAAACUGAAGUUCAACUCUUCAUUUGGCGUGAACUUCAUGCUAUUGGGAGCGGUUGGACCACUCAACCAGCAACUACAUCGGCUGCUCUGGUACACACUCUUGGGAUGGAUGAGAACAGCAUGGUUAAUUGAGUUUGAAGAUUGAUAUUCCGCAAUUUAAUGUUCACCCACAGAUCGAAGGCUACCUUGAUUGGGAACAUUUAGUAGAGUUCCAUUGGAUAAAAAAGUUAGGUAUGGUGCAUGGAAAUUGAAGGGUUGCGCAAAGGCAUGCUGGCAAUAGCCAGUCCAAUCUAUCAGGAGAGAAGGCCAGCAACCUGUCAGGAACUGGGCUAAAAUGAAGCAACUUAUGUUCGGGCAUUUUUUGUCGUCUGAUGAUGAGAACUUAUUAUAUGUCCAGCACUAGCAUUGCAGAUAAGGGUCAUGAAUAUUUAGUGCAUAUACUGAGGAGCUUUAUCUCUUGAACAUUCAUAAUGAUCUCAAUGAAUCGAACCAUCAGAUCGUAGCUCUCGCCGUAUUGGAGGACUCAAAGAGUCAAUACAGAAUAAGUUGGAGAUGAAUGCCCAUUUUAAUACAAUAUACUUCCAUAAUCUUCUUUCAAAUUAGAAUCAAUCUAAACUUCAAUCACAGAUUUACAAUAAGUCAAUAUGCCCUAAGUUAAUUGUGGGAGAGCAAAAUAAGAAGGAAAUUAUUCUCCAUAAUUUUAAUAAUCUCCCAUUUCAAGAUAUAUCUGUGGAUGUACAUGUUUAGUGGUCUAUAUUUGUGCUUCUAUCUGCAUGACCCUUCAAUAUUUUUAUUUGUGGAGGUUAGCUAAGGCUUUGUUAAUCCUCAUCUUUUCUACAAGUGCUAUCUUUGUAACAUAGGUAGUUAAUUCUCCAAUAAUUUUUACAAGUU
Molecule: messenger RNA, 3064 nt
Organism: Phalaenopsis equestris
Lineage: Eukaryota; Viridiplantae; Streptophyta; Magnoliopsida; Asparagales; Orchidaceae
Product: pentatricopeptide repeat-containing protein At1g28690, mitochondrial
Exons: 2
Coding region: 171-1694 (507 amino acids)
Biological process (GO): RNA modification
Molecular function (GO): protein binding; RNA binding
Source: RefSeq, a predicted model, not a curated record